Molecule: messenger RNA, 1023 nt
Organism: Drosophila suzukii
Lineage: Eukaryota; Metazoa; Arthropoda; Insecta; Diptera; Drosophilidae
Source: RefSeq, a predicted model, not a curated record
CCCAUCGUGAGAUAAGCCUUUGCAAAGUCUUUAUAUAUUCCUAUAUAAGCUGCGGUUUUUUAAUUUAUGAGUCAAUUGCAAUUAUUAAACAACGCACGUAGUUUAAAGCGUUUUUCCGAGUGUCUUUUGAAUUUCAUAAAUAUUCGCAAUAAUAGGUGUUCGGUGUUUUUGUGUAUUUGAACGAUUUUAAACUGCACUCGAUUCAAUAUGAGCAAAAAGAUUUCAAGAACUCCCAUUUCCAGCUUGGAACUUACGAGAUUACAUUACCGAUGUCUAAAAGCCCGCGUUGGGUACAAGACUAAGAUUACAGAAUGGUGUUCCCAAACUGGCGAUAAGGCUGGAACCAUUUUUCUCAUGAAUUUGUUGGACACAUCUGGUGAAAUUACUGGAGUGGUCUUUGAUCACCUGUGCAAUACUUUCUACGAUCAAAUUGAAGCAGGCAAAGUAUACCUGUUCUCGAAAUUCGAGGUGCAGCGGGCUGAUGGAAGAUACAAAAUUGUGCAUAAUCCCCAUCAGAUUCUAUUUCGCGAAGAAACAGUCCUAAAAGAGAUCGAAGAUGAUGUAGAUAUUCCGCGAAUGAUGGUAAAAUUGUCGCCUCUUUAUAAGGUUCCUCGAAGGCAAACCUUGGCGCUAGUCGACACAAUUGGCAUCUGCAAGGAAGUGUAUUAUCCGGUAAACAGAGGAGGUUACCAAAUUCAAGAACUGAUCCUCUUGGACUCCAGCAAGAAAUCAGUUGAAAUCAUGUUAAAUCUGUGGAAUAAGGAGGUUGAUAAACUUAAUAUUUGGCCUGGUGAUAUUAUAUUGGUUAAAGGCACGCGCGUAAAGGAUCAUGAAGGGAAAAAAAAACUAAACUUUGAUUGGUUUUCUUUUAUGAAAAUCAAUCCAAAAGUUCCAAAAGGCCACCCAUUACACAAAAAACUAAAAGAAUUAAUGUAUUUAAAAAAUAAUUUGUUGAAACAAACGAUGUUUAAUUGUCGAGAAAUACUUGUAGAAUAAAUAAAUAGUAAAACGUAAUAAAAUUAA